Molecule: messenger RNA, 552 nt
Organism: Chanos chanos (milkfish)
Lineage: Eukaryota; Metazoa; Chordata; Actinopteri; Gonorynchiformes; Chanidae
Gene: hsbp1l1
Product: heat shock factor binding protein 1 like 1
Exons: 4
Coding region: 175-381 (68 amino acids)
Biological process (GO): cellular heat acclimation
Cellular component (GO): nucleus; cytosol
Molecular function (GO): transcription corepressor activity
Source: RefSeq, a predicted model, not a curated record
AGCAAGUUUUCGGAGUUGGGUAAUUAUUAUCUCGAAGCAACUCCAAUUUGUGUCGGUUUUCCUCAGCUCAAACGGCGUUGCCUGGAUCCGUGUACAACACAAACCAUCGUCCGGACUUGGAAAGAGGGAUUUGGCAAGGUCACUUGCCUGUAGUAGAUAUUUUAAAUAUCCACAAUGGCACAAUCUGAGACAAAAGCAGCGCGUGAUCUUACUGAAAUGAUGGAAAAAACAAUGCAGAACCUUCAGAGCAAGUUCCAGGCAAUGUCUGACCAAAUUAUCGUCAGAAUCGAUGAAAUGGGAACACGCAUUGACGACCUGGAGAAGAAUGUGGCGGAUUUGAUGACACAGGCGGGAAUGGAGGGUCAUCAGACAACAGAAUAAUUUAAGAGCUGUCAUCUUAUAAUGGCGAUCCAGACAAUCAAGGGAAGCACCAACACAAUCUUUUCUUUUAAAUAUAUAUACAUAUAUGGUUUGUUGAAGGUGUGUCUAUGUAUUUUGUAUGAAACAUAAAACCUCAGGUGUAUAGGGUGCAGUGAUUUCUGCAGAUGUAAA